Molecule: messenger RNA, 669 nt
Organism: Tetrapisispora phaffii CBS 4417
Lineage: Eukaryota; Fungi; Ascomycota; Saccharomycetes; Saccharomycetales; Saccharomycetaceae
Gene: RRP46
Product: exosome non-catalytic core subunit RRP46
Exons: 1
Coding region: 1-669 (222 amino acids)
Biological process (GO): poly(A)-dependent snoRNA 3'-end processing; U4 snRNA 3'-end processing; nuclear mRNA surveillance
Cellular component (GO): cytoplasmic exosome (RNase complex); nucleolus; nuclear exosome (RNase complex)
Source: RefSeq, a predicted model, not a curated record
AUGUCAAUUGAAGCUGUGUGUGGUGUUCUAACUCAUGUUGAUGGAUCUUCCCAAGUGGAAUGGAAUGAUACUAAAGUGUUAUGUUCCGUCACAGGCCCUAUUGAACCCAAAGCUAGACAAGAAUUGCCAUCGCAACUGGCAUUAGAAGUGAUAAUACGCCCGGCUAAAGGUGUUUCUUCUACUAGGGAAAAAUUAAUGGAGGACAAACUUCGUUCAGUUUUAACUCCAAUAAUAACACUAUACCAAUAUCCAAGACAAUUAUGUCAAAUCACUUGCCAAAUCUUAGAAAGUGGUGAGAGUGAAUAUGAAUUCUCAGAAAAAGAAUUAAGUUGUUGCAUUAAUGCAGCGUUCUUAGCAUUGAUAGAUGCAGGGAUUGCUCUAAAGUCAACUGUGAGCAGUAUAUCGUUAGUAAUAAGUCAAAACAAUGAAGUAAUAGUAAAUCCAACAGGGGCACAAUUGUUGAAUUCUAGAUCUGUGCAUAUUUUAGCUCUUGAGCUAAUCAAAGAGAUGAAUAUCGUUAAUAAUGUUCUUCUACUAGAUAGUAAUGGUGAUUUUAAUGAAAAGGAACUGUUUCAAGUACUAGAAACAGGAGAAAAAAGUUGUCUAGCAUUAGGGCAAGAUUUAAGAAAGGUCAUUCAAAACAAUGUUGAUUCUAACAUCAUUCAAUAA